This is a messenger RNA of Ilyonectria robusta, 636 nucleotides long. Its product is annotated as nucleolar protein 12-domain-containing protein. The record is from RefSeq and is a predicted model, not a curated record. Gene Ontology annotation, molecular function: RNA binding. The transcript has 2 exons. NCBI's taxonomy places the organism in Eukaryota, Fungi, Ascomycota, Sordariomycetes, Hypocreales, Nectriaceae. The coding region runs from base 1 to 636 and encodes 211 amino acids. Gene Ontology annotation, cellular component: nucleolus.
AUGUUCGCCAAACCCCGGCCCAAGAAAAGCAUUCUGCCGCCACACAACAAGAAGCGAAAAGUUACCCAUGCAGUUGAAGAGAUCAAUUUCGACAACGAGGCGCGCUCGGAUUUCCUCACCGGCUUCCACAAACGCAAGCAGCAGCGAAUUAAGAACGCACAAGAGGAGGCUGCCAAAAGAGCUCGUUUGGAAAAAAUCGAAUUGAGGAAGCAGGCCCGAGAAGACCGCCGUCGCGAAGUAGAGGACCACGUCAAUACGGUGAACAGGCUGCUGCGGGAGUCGGAAGUUGCAGGAGGUGUCGACAAGGAUUCGGACGAGUCCGCUGACGAGUGGGACGGCUUUCCCGACCAACCGAAUCUCGACAUCGUGGACCACGAGGAAGAGUACAUUGACGAGGAUCGCUACACAACGGUCACGGUUGAAUCUGUGUCAGUGUCACGAGACGGCCUGUAUAAGCCCCAGGUCGACGAGAAGGUCGAGAAGGACGAGAACGAAACCGACAAGAAAGACACAGGGGCCGACAAGGAGGAUUCAAGGCCGGAGCGACCCAAGAAGAAGAAGAAGAAAUUCCGCUACGAAUCUAAAAUCGAGAGGCAGUUGACGGAAAGGAAGCGCAAAAUAAAGAGCAGGUCAUGA